AUGUCGCCAUGCAAAUCCUUGCUUCGCCAAUGGCCCCGUUACUCCCCUCGCCCUUUUACUAGCGCCUUGAGGACAUGUCGUCCUCUGGUGCAGCGCUCUGGAAUUAGUCGACUGCCCUCUUGGCGGACAUACGCUUCUUCGAUUUCCGCGGCCGACCUUAAAUUCGGACAACCAUUGCACGAGACGCAUCCUCAUAUACUGAGCCCGGGAGAAUUGACUCCCGGAAUCACAGCACUCGAGUACGCCCAACGUCGAUCCAAACUCGCGAACAAGCUCCCGCAGAAUGCGAUUGCAGUGCUAGCGGCUUCGGAGGUCAAAUAUCGUGCGGCAGGAAUCUUCAAUGAUUACCGCCAGGAUUCCAACUUCUUUUAUCUCACGGGUUUCAACGAACCCAACGCCUUGGCCAUCAUUGCGAACGAUGGAUCCGGCGACAACCACAUCUUCCACCUCUACGUUCGGGAAAAGGAUCCCAAGGCUGAACUGUGGGACGGGGCCCGAUCCGGCACGCGGGCUGCUGUAGAUGUCUUCAACGCGGAUGAAGACAUAGAUGACUCAAGGCUGACUGGUGUUUCGCAGUCGGGUGAUAUCGAUCGCAUUGGGGACAUCUUACCAAACAUCGUGUCCGGAGCCUCUGCAAUCUACACGGAUAUUCCCGCGCUUGACCCCGGGAGGUCCAGUCUGCACAAGUACCUCUAUGGCCCCACUACUACAUCCGAGAAGCUCAAGAAAUGCGUCGACUAUAGCAAGGUCAGACCACUGCGGCCACUUCUCAAUGACAUGAAGGUCUUCAAGAGCGAGGAUGAGGUUGUCCAUAUGCGUCGACUUGGUCAGGCCGCAGGAAGAGCCUUUACGGAGUCUAUGAGCCAUGAAUUCAAUAUGGAGAAGGACUUGGCUUCCUUUCUGGAAUACAACUUCAAGGUCAAUGGCUGCGACACUAGCGCUUUUGUCCCUGUUGUCGCUGGCGGACCUAAUGCGCUUAGCAUUCAUUACACCAGAAAUGAUGAUGUCCUGAAUGACGGAGACUUGGUCCUCACAGACGGAGGCGGGGAAUGGGGAACAUACAUCAGCGAUAUUACAAGGACAUGGCCGGUCAACGGCAAAUUCUCGGGUCCCCAGCGUGAUCUGUAUACCGCGGUGCUUAACGUGCACCGGAGCUGCCUUGCUCUUUGCCGAGAAAGCGCAAUGGUUUCUUUGGAUAGGCUGCAUACUAUUGCUGAAAACGGCCUGAAAGACCAACUCCAGCAGCUUGGAUUUGACGUAACUGGAAAUGCUAUGAAUGUUUUGUUCCCGCACCACGUUGGACAUUAUAUUGGAUUGGAUGUCCACGACUGCCCUGGAUAUUUGAGGAGCUACGCCCUUAAAGCGGGCCAGUGCAUCACUGUUGAACCCGGUAUCUACGUUCCGGAUAGCGAUAGAUGGCCGGCAAAGUUCCGAGGCAUUGGUAUCCGAAUCGAAGACAGCGUGUGUGUUGGUGAUGACCACCCCAUUGUCUUGACUCCGGAAGCAGUCAAAGAGGUAUGUUUGCUUGGCCCCAUAAUCGUAGGCUGUACUGACUGA
Aspergillus glaucus CBS 516.65 is the source of this 1557-nucleotide messenger RNA. Its product is annotated as aminopeptidase P family protein. Bases 1 to 1557 code for a protein of 518 amino acids. The transcript is spliced from 10 exons. Gene Ontology annotation, molecular function: manganese ion binding; metalloaminopeptidase activity. Gene Ontology annotation, cellular component: mitochondrion. The record is from RefSeq and is a predicted model, not a curated record. NCBI's taxonomy places the organism in Eukaryota, Fungi, Ascomycota, Eurotiomycetes, Eurotiales, Aspergillaceae.